CGCGAACUAUUUUCCUAAAAUUCAGCUUUUCCCGCCUAAAUCCCCGCUCUCUUUCCCUCUCUAACUUUUGUUUUUCCCUCAUUUUUCUGUCUACAGCUACAACAAGCACUCCCCCCCCUCUCUCUCUCUCUCGUCAAAUCUCAAUGCAUACAAUUCUUCUUCCUUUGUUAAAAGCUUCUUUUCUCUAGAAACAAUGCCGGACCUCGGAAUCGUUUCUCUCUCAGCUUCUCUAACCCUCACUACCUGCCCUAACUUCAAAUCGCUCGCCGACCCAUCAGAUCAGGGCUCGGUCAAAACCCUAGGCGUUGACUGCGAUUGGGACCGGGGGCUCAGGCUCCCGACUUUGCACAAUGGCGAGGUCAGCAAUGGUCAUGCAAUCAGGGUUUUCCGGCGGAGCCGCCCCUUGGCGGGCCCGUCCAAGAAGGCCUCCAACGGCAAGAGUUUGGAGGACCAUGUAAGGGACUGGGUUAGCACAAGAGUGGAAUUGGGCAUUCCUGAAUCCCGGUGCUCGUUGCCGUUUCUUUACGGCGCAAAGAAAUUGGUUGAAUGUCUUGUUUGCCAUAAUUUUGCUUACCCCGGGGAAGAGGUCUCAUGCUCUGUUCGUGGUUGUCAAGGAGUCUAUCACAGGAAAUGUGUGAAGGAUAGGUUUGGGAUCUCUUUGAAAAAAUUCAAGUGUCAGCAACAUGCAUGCUUCAUUUGCAAACAGAGGGUAGAUUGGCGGUGUGUGCGAUGCAGUAUUGCCUCACAUGAUAAAUGUGCAGCAUGGCCAGAUGAAGUGAUUUACUUGAAAGACCGGCCAGGGAAAGCUGUUUGUUGGAGGCAUCCUACAGAUUGGCGGGAGGAUAGGAAGUUUUUCAGAGGGAAUCAAAUGCUUUUGGGGCUGGCUAAUACAGUUUUGAGUUUAUUGGACCAGCAUAGAAUAUCUUAUAUUUUUGUUGAGGCUUUAGUUCGUCAUUUGUAUUUUUCAUUGAUUAGGCUGGUUGACAGGACUAAUCUGUUUGUUGAUGAGCAGCAUGCGGCCUCGAUAAGCAGUAUAGAGGAGGUAUUCUGUUGCUUGCCUCUGCCUUACACUGCUGAGGAGUUCAAGAUUGACUUAGCUUGGAAAGACACGGAUAUUAAAAUAGAGCCACCUCCAUAUUUGCACAUCAGGCGUAAUAUUUACCUAGUCAAGAAAAAGCGCGAUAAUGUUGGUGAUGAUGUUGGAUGCACAUGCAUUUCCAUCUGCUCUCAGGAUUGUGUUUGCAGGGGUCAAUGCAUAAGCUGCUCAAAGGAUUGCCAUUGCUCAGAAAAUUGUACAAACCGACCAUUUCGCAAGGAGAAGAGGCUUAAAAUCGUCAAGACUGAACACUGCGGUUGGGGAGCAGAGGCGGCAGAAUCUGUUAAGAAAGGCGAUUUUAUAAUUGAGUAUGUUGGGGAAGUUAUUGAUGAUGCUUUGUGUGAAAAAAGGCUUUGGGAUAUGAAGUAUAAAGAGGUGAACAAUUUCUAUAUGUGUGAAAUUCGAAAAGACUUCACAAUUGAUGCAACCUUCAAAGGAAAUCCAUCACGAUUUUUAAACCACAGCUGUGAUCCCAACUGUGUCCUUGAAAAGUGGCAAGUUGAGGGUGAAACGCGUGUGGGCGUGUUUGCUGCACGAUCAAUACAAGUUGGAGAGCCAUUAACAUAUGAUUAUAGAUUUGUGCAAUUUGGACCUGAGGUGGAGUGCCGUUGCGGUGCUCCAAAUUGUCAACGCUUCCUUGGGACCAAGAGAAAGAUGGGUAAGGUGGAACUUUGCUGGGGUUCAAAACGCAAGAGAACAUCAACAGCCUGCAUAGCUAUCAUUACCGGAUGAUUAGUAUCAAACUAAGUUUAACCCUUUGUUGUACGCCCGUUGAUGUUGUAGAUCGCCUAUAUCAUGAAAUGUGGGCUAAUAGAAAUGCAAAAGGCAAAAAGAAAAACAAAAUAGAGAAAAAAUUACAGAAAAUCCUGUGCUGCAGCAGCACUUUUAUUUGCUGUAUGAUUGCAUCUAAUUGAAUUUUGCACUUGUUGGGAUGUUUACUUUCAUUUGACCACAAUAAGAGAGUUGACGUGUUUGUUCCACACGCCAAACUUAA
Messenger RNA from Pyrus x bretschneideri (Chinese white pear), 2090 nucleotides. Its product is annotated as histone-lysine N-methyltransferase ASHR3. The record is from RefSeq and is a predicted model, not a curated record. Bases 194 to 1828 code for a protein of 544 amino acids. Gene Ontology annotation, biological process: regulation of DNA-templated transcription. Gene Ontology annotation, molecular function: protein binding; histone H3K36 methyltransferase activity. Lineage: Eukaryota; Viridiplantae; Streptophyta; Magnoliopsida; Rosales; Rosaceae. Gene Ontology annotation, cellular component: chromatin; nucleus. The transcript has 11 exons.